ACUGGCUAUCCGACGACGGGUGUGCAUGCGGUGAAGUGAUACACGCCGCGAAAAGCACAGCAAUCGGCACAAUUCAUUGUUAGUGAUUCGAAGAGCUUCGUUCUUCUGUUGUUGAAACGACACCGACCAACUCCAGCGUUCCCUCACGCCGCAGCUGAGUGAGAUCUUCCCUCGCUACGAACACAAUGGAACAAUUGGCCGGUGACUUGCUCAACGAUUCAGAUUCGGACGACCAGGAUUAUGUGCCCCCGGAAGGUGAAGUUGAGGAAGUUCCAGAGGAGAUAAACUCGGAUGCUGAAGAGAACUCGGACGAUGGCGAGGAACAGAAGAAAAGAACAGAUGCUCUAUGGGCGGAUUUCAUGGCCGACGUGGAACCUAUUCCCAAGAAGCCCAAACUGCAAGCCGAGACCCAAGCCGAGUCGACGAAGGAAGCAUAUUCGAAUUCCAAGACGGAGCAAACUGACCAGCCCUCAUCGAGUGGCAGCGCAGGAGCUGAGGUGCCCGCGAGAGAAUCUGCAAAUACUUCCGAUGCAGACACUCAAGGCACCUCCUCGGGCAAAGUGAAGAUCACGCAGGUAUUCGACUUUGCCGGAGAAAAAAUCGAGGUCGAGAAAGAGGUUGAAGCUGGCUCGAAAGAAGCGAAGAAAUUGCUCGCAGAUCAAGAAAAGCAAAAACAGGCGUCUGAACAGAAGACCGUUCUCGUCCGACCUAAAGUCGGAGGGGGUUUGAGCACUGUAGUCGGCUCCAUUUUGAACAAGAAAAACAAAAUGAGUGUCCUGGAGAAGUCAAAACUCGAUUGGAACGGCUUCAAACGACAAGAAGGCAUCGAUGAAGAGCUUGCGACAUUCAAUCGAGGCAAGGGAGGAUAUCUGGAGAAAAUGGCUUUCCUGGAACGAGCCGACUUGCGGCAGUUUGACUUGGAGAAAGCUAUGCGGGAGAAAAAGAGGAAUCGAUGAGCAUCUGGGGCGCGAAUGAGCUCCCAUUGAUGCUUAAUACAAUAACAAGCGAUAACACCUGUGACUUGUACAUAAAUGUGCUCAAUAGAGAUACUUUGACGCCGCCUUCAUGGUUUUCGCCGAUAUACAAAGAAUAAAAGCAAUUAUGG
Molecule: messenger RNA, 1105 nt
Organism: Galendromus occidentalis (western predatory mite)
Lineage: Eukaryota; Metazoa; Arthropoda; Arachnida; Mesostigmata; Phytoseiidae
Gene: Yeti
Product: yeti
Exons: 2
Coding region: 186-956 (256 amino acids)
Cellular component (GO): Swr1 complex
Source: RefSeq, a predicted model, not a curated record